This is a messenger RNA of Temnothorax curvispinosus, 2595 nucleotides long. RefSeq lists its product as uncharacterized. The annotation marks the transcript as partial. Gene Ontology annotation, molecular function: nucleic acid binding; zinc ion binding; aspartic-type endopeptidase activity. Lineage: Eukaryota; Metazoa; Arthropoda; Insecta; Hymenoptera; Formicidae. The transcript has a single exon. Gene Ontology annotation, biological process: proteolysis. The record is from RefSeq and is a predicted model, not a curated record.
AUGACACAGGUAAAUCACAUGAAGGCUGCAUUUACUAUCAAAGACGUUGAAGGAAGUAUCCCUACUUUCACCGGUGACGAUAAAAUGACCAUCCAAAAUUGGAUUGAGGAGUUCGAAGAUACGAGCGUCCUGUUGCAAUGGAGCGAUUUACAGAAGGUAAUUUACGGAAAAAAGAUGCUUUGCGGGUCGGCGAAACAAUUCAUUGCCUUACAGCGAGGGCUGGUGUCGUGGGCAGCUCUCAAAGAUUGUCUCACUAAAGAAUUCGAAGUGGAGGUUAACAGCGCAACAAUCCACUCUCAAUUACAGAAACGUAAGCGUCAAGCCAACGAGACUCCGCGUCAAUACGUGUACGCUAUGCGAACGAUCGCGAAUCAAGGCCGUGUAGAAGACGAGGCCCUUAUCCAAUACAUUAUUGACGGCAUCCCGGAUCUCGAAGCGAACAAGCAGAUUUUGUACAACUCACGGACGAUCGACGAGAUAAAGAAGAAUCUGGAGCUCUAUGACCGCAUGCGCGAGAAGUCAGGUCGGAAGAAACCAGCAGGUAAAGCUGACGCAAAGGGCGAAUCAAGCAAAGAUGGUAAGGACGCGAAGGAAAAGAAGGACGCGAAGCAAACGACAAAGAAGGCUCAUUGUUUUGCAUGUGGAUCACCGGAUCAUGCGGUUAAGGAUUGUCCCCACAAAGACAAAGGACCGAAGUGCUUCCGAUGCGACCAGUUCGGACACGUGUCAAGUAAUUGCGAGCAACCAGACAAGACAAGCAAGAAAGACGAAAAAAUCAACCGAGUGACUGUUGACGAAGAGACCAUCGCGAUUCAAGUUAACGGUAUAGACACGCUGGCUAUACUGGAUACAGGCAGUUCCAAAACUAUUUUACGGGAAGAUGAAUACGUGAAGAUCGGCAGUCCUGCGCUAAAACCGACGGUGCGCUUAUUUAGAGGAUUUGGAAACGCGCGAAGCAAGGCGAAAGGCGUCUUUGAUGCAGAGCUGACAAUUCAAGACGAAGUUUAUCGCAACGAAGUAUAUGUCGUUCCAGUCGAAACAAUGGAUACGAGGAUGCUCAUGGGGAAAGACCUACUCAAACAGAUGGAUAUCCGUAUUCUUGGUGGACAGACAACAUUCCGGAAGAUAACGGCAAUUGAAGAUGGAACACCCGUGCACGAGGUCAAGGGCGAAGAGAGUGUGCCGGGUAACCGACCCAAAGACGAAGAUGGCGAUGAGGUCAGUGCAGAAUGGGAGCGAGGUGGUUUGUCUACAAUCAACUACGUCGAGCCCGAUGAAGUCAGUGUUCGAGGACCUUACGCAGAAGAGAUCAAGAAGCUGAUAGACGAUUACAAGCCAAUCAAGCAGGUGCGGCCUAAAGUCGAGAUGAAGAUCGUGCUGAAGGAUCAAGAACCCGUUCGUGCCAAACCACGGCGACUGUCAGUGCAAGAAAGACAGAUCCUACAGAAGCAAGUCGAUGAAUGGUUGAGGGACGGAAUCAUCAAGCCCAGUAGAAGCCCGUAUUCGAGUGCUGUGGUACUCGUGAAGAAGAAAGACGGAACUUACCGCGUCUGUAUUGAUUAUCGUCCAAUCAACAAGAAGAUUAUUCGAGGCCAGUUUCCAACACCGUUGAUUGAAGACUGUAUCGAUGAUUUGGCCUCAGCCCGAGUUUUCUCGGUGAUCGACCUGAAGAAUGGCUUCUUCCACGUCCCAGUUGCGGAAGACAGUCAGCAGUAUACGUCCUUUGUGACGCCUGACGGACAGUAUGAUUUCCUGUUUUCCCCAUUCGGUCUGUGUAACAGUCCGACCGAAUUUUUGAUAUUCAUGGAGGAAGUUUUCUAUGAACUCAUCAGGCGACGCAUUAUCCGCAAGUAUUUAGAUGACGUCGUCAUACCGGGUAGAAAUGAAGAAGAAGCAAUGUACGGACUUCGCGAAACCCUGAGAGUUGCAGCUGAAAAUGGGUUGGUGAUCAACUGGAAGAAAUGCAAGUUCCUGGAACGAGAGGUGGAGUUCCUUGGACAUAUUGUCGGAGGUGGCUGUGUUCGUCCCUCCAACGAAAAGAUCAAAGCAGUGCAGAAGUUUCCAAGGCCCAAGGGUCGAAAGGAUCUCCAAAGUUUCCUUGGUUUAACAGGCUAUUUUCGCAAGUUUGUUUUAGAUUACGCAAUUAUCGCUCGACCAUUAUCUGAUCUCCUGAAGGACAAUAAGGGGUUCGGUUUUGGAGCGGCACAAGAGGAGGCGUUUGACAGGUUGAAGGCGAUAUUGUCGAAGGAGCCCGUGCUGCGAAUCUACAAGCCGGACGCAAUCACGAAACUCCAUACGGACGCCAGCAAGCUGGGUUACGGGGCAAUUCUGCUGCAGAAGGACUCAGUAGACGACAGCUUCCAUCCAGUCUACUAUAUGAGCCGCAAGACGUCGGAUGCCGAGCAGAAGCUUCACUCGUAUGAAUUGGAAGUGCUCGCCAUCGUCAACGCGUUGAAGAAAUUCCGAGUCUACCUACAGGGUAUUAAAUUCAGGAUCGUAACGGACUGUGAUGCAUUCCGGAAGACAUUGGACAAGCGUGACCUGCCAGCCAAGGUCGCGAGAUGGGCGUUGUUCAUGGAAGAAUUCCAGUACGAG